This is a messenger RNA of Mandrillus leucophaeus (drill), 2542 nucleotides long. RefSeq names its product interactor protein for cytohesin exchange factors 1. The coding region runs from base 71 to 775 and encodes 234 amino acids. The transcript is spliced from 3 exons. Lineage: Eukaryota; Metazoa; Chordata; Mammalia; Primates; Cercopithecidae. The record is from RefSeq and is a predicted model, not a curated record.
ACAGCAGGCAUCUUCAUCCUCACCCAGCCUGAGUGGAACAUCGUGUUCUUUCUCUUCCCUGGAAAAUACAAUGAAGACACCCAGCAGUUUUCCUUCCUCCUUAUCUAAAGAGAGACAAUCCUUGCCCGACACAGUUAACAGUUCGCCUGCUGCUGAAAAUGAGGGACAACCAAUAACGUUUGCUGUACAAGUUCAUUCACCUGCACCCUCAGAGGCAGGCAGCCACAAGGCCCCGGAAAACAGCUUUGUCACAUCAGAAAGUGGAUUUUUGAACUCUUUAUCUAGUGAUGAUACUUCUUCAUUAAGUAGCAAUCAUGACCAUCUUACUGUCCCGGAUAAGCCUGCUGGAUCAAAGAUCAUGGACAAAGAAGAGAUAAAAGUGUCCGAAGAUGACGAAAUGGAGAAGCUGUACAAAUCGUUAGAGCAAGCUAGUCUAUCUCCUCUUGGGGACCGGCGGCCUUCAACUAAAAAGGAGUUGAGAAAAUCCUUUGUUAAGCGGUGUAAAAAUCCAUCUAUAAACGAGAAACUCCACAAAAUCCGAACAUUGAAUAGCACAUUAAAGUGUAAAGAACAUGAUCUGGCCAUGAUUAACCAGUUGCUGGAUGACCCGAAGCUGACAGCCAGGAAAUACAGAGAGUGGAAAGUCAUGAACACCCUGCUGAUCCAGGACAUCUAUCAGCAGCAGCGGGCUUCGCCUUCCCCUGAUGACACUGAUGACACCCCCCAGGAACUCAAGAAAUCACCUUCUUCUCCCUGUGUUGAAAAUUCCAUUUGAGACACAAAGUCAGGGUUUUAUCCUCUUAUAUUUUAUCACGAGCAACUCUUCAAGAUAUUGCAAAAGCUUACAUUUUUCCUUAAAAGGAAAACUGAAUCCCAGUCCUUCAAGCAUCAGCUUCCCAUCUAAAGAUGCACCUUACAUGAAGAUAAUCACCAAAUACACCAGGGCUCCUCAUUCCAGUCGUAACGCAUCCAUUGAGACUGGAAUGAUUGAGUUCAGUUGAAAGGCGUUUUUUGUGUUCCUACUGGGAGCUCACGGUGAUGCAGGGCUCUAGGAGGGAUGUGAGAAAUGUCUGUCCUGUUCCUUGCUCUCCAGAGAAUGCUAUGGACGAAAAUCAAAUUUUACCAGGAAUAAUUGUCCAUGAAAACAUUCUGUUUUUCAAAAGAAGAAUGUACAUAUGCCACUUGGCUGGGAAGCUGUGUGGUCCAAAUCACUUUUUGAGUGGAGGAAUGUUUUCCAUAGCAGUUGCAGGGCAAAAAUUCCUUGCCUUUGGUAUAGAAUGGUGGUGACUUUUCCACGUGUUGGGAAAUACCUGAUAGACAGUGGCGUGUGGGAGAGCUGAAGGAGGAGGCGUGUUCCAUAUUCCACUCACUCAAAGGACAGCUUAGUGUUUUCACACUUUGUGCAGGUUAGGGGAUCUGAUUAAUGUUUCCUUUCCUUACAACAGCUAGAGAAAACAUCUCAUCACAAUUGGCGACCUCUACUCCCUUCGAACUUUCCUACUCAACGGUAGGAGAUAGUAAUAUGUCCAGCAAAGAAUGUCUACUGCUGUUGUCCUUGGCUGUGAUCCCUAUACAUAGUGUGAAUUUAUAUCCAGAUUUCCCAGGAUCAAUAUUGACAAGAUGACUUUGGCAUCUGAAUUGUUUUAAUAUCUUUACUCAAAAAAAAAAAAAAAACACACAAAAAACAAAAACAAAACAAAAACCCACCGAAACAACAAAGGAGUUAAACAUGAUGGUUUUAUUUUUGUAUGUUUAUAUGUCACUUGUGUGCUAUGUGAAUAGCUAUCUAUGUUUGUUAUUUAAAUAUAUUUAUAGAAGUUCAAAUUACUAGUGUUUUAAAAGAUGAUAUACUAUUAUAUAUUGUGCUUAGUAUAUAUUUGAUGAGUCUAGACUUUUUUGCUUGAGAAAAAUAGAAAUACUGUUGAUUCACUGGUGUUACGAUGUUGCACUAUAAUGUCUGAGGAAUGCUCAGGAAAUCUUGUGGGAAAAAAAUGGGGCAUGCAUUCAUAAUUUUUCUUUUUCUUCCCCACCCCAAACCCCAUGAGCUCUUACAUUUAGAUUUCUAUCUCUUGUCAGUCACUCUUUUAACCAGAAAAGGAUUUUCAUCUUAGAUUAUCCUUUCUAUUAAAUAAACUUUAAGCUUUGCGCCAUUUAUGCCUGCAAACCUUAGAUCAAAGGCAACACAACUAAUGUCAUCUUUUCAUUAAAGACUAAUAGAAAUUUGGAAAUCACUGUGGUAAAGAGAGCUCAUAGAGAAACAAUAUGAAAGUCUUCCCUUACUAAUCACCAUGAAUAUUUCUCAUCAUAGGAAUAACCACAACCCACCGAGUACCCAUGUUGGCCCUGCCUACCCGUAACAAAUUGUUGACAUAACCUAUUUUGUUUUAUAGCUUCAAAGUGUGGCUUGACAUUCAAAUGGAAGAAACCACUCGAAUUAUAUCUGCAAACAAAAUGGAAAUAGUUAUUUCCCCAAGCUUUACUAAGAAGCUUUAAUACUCUGUAAACAAACAAACAAACAAAGAAACAGAAAACAACCUUAGCA